Messenger RNA from Anastrepha obliqua, 891 nucleotides. Its product is annotated as putative nuclease HARBI1. Lineage: Eukaryota; Metazoa; Arthropoda; Insecta; Diptera; Tephritidae. The record is from RefSeq and is a predicted model, not a curated record. The transcript is spliced from 4 exons. Bases 1 to 891 code for a protein of 296 amino acids.
AUGAAAGAUAUCGCUUCCGUUAGCGAGCUGAAAAAUAAAACAACAAUUGAGAUACGGGACCUAGAUUCACUGACUACAGCAGACGAAGUUGCAACGGCCGUUAACCAACUAUUAGACGAGACCAACGAGGAAACCACUGUUAAACUAUCAGCACCAAACAGCCGAGAACAACUAAGAGCGUGGAUACAGUUUCCACUGACAGCCGAAGAAAAAAGUAAAAUUGCGACUGCUUUUUACAUUAAGCAUAAAAUUCCAUCUGUUGUCGGUUGCGUUGAUGGAACGCACGUUAAGAUAAUUGCGCCAUCCGAAAAUAGUCACCUAUCCUACAACAGAAAGGGUUAUUACAGCUUAAAUGUUAUGCUGGUAUGUGACCAUGAAUUAAAAAUACGCUACGUCGACGCUUCUCAUCCGGGUGCUAGUCAUGAUUCACUAAUUUGGAAUGUUAGCGAAUUACGUUCACAUUUUGAGACACAAUUUUCCAACCACCAAAGAACUGUUUGGUUGCUAGGUGAUGCUGGGUAUCCGUUAGAACCAUGGCUUAUUACUCCUUAUCGGACGCCGAACCAAGCAGAAAUUAAGUUCAACGAAAUGCAUUCAAAAUGUCGCAACAUAAUUGAAAGAACUAAUGGUGUUUUAAAGAACCGAUGGAGGUGCAUUCUUGGUGGACGAGAACUACACUACGCUCCAGAGAAAGCAGCACAAAUUGUAGAUGUUACUUGUUGCUUGCAUAACAUCUGCAUUCAUUUCAGAGCGAGUAUACCCGAUACACCCGAUGCCGAAGCGGAGUUAAACCUUCCUGAAAUUCACGACGUCCAUUCCAACAUACCAACACAAAAUAUGGAGGUUGCGAGAUCAAUAAGAAAUAAUAUCCGUGAUUCCCUCAAUGACUAA